AUGGUUUGCAGCUUUCUCCAAAAACAAGGAAGGCUAUUGUCAUUCUGGAAGGAUAUCAAUGCCAGUCUUAAUCAUAUGCUAAUAACCACAGCCUGGGUAGGGGGCAAAGUGGCAAGGGCAGGGCCUGCAGGAAAAACAUUUUUAAAAAUUGUUCCACACAAUGAAUGCAGAAGGAGACCUCCCAGCCCCUCCUUUCUCUUCCUUGGUCACCAUAUGGCAGUGGCAACUAUAGUUGGGUUGUCACACAUGUGCACUUACACACACACACACACACACACACACACACACACAACCUCCUUCCUUGGUGGCCUAGACAACUCCUCUGCCUCUUUUCCAACAGUCCCUUCUUUGUAA
Messenger RNA from Podarcis lilfordi (Lilford's wall lizard), 354 nucleotides. The record is from the annotation of a GenBank genome assembly. NCBI's taxonomy places the organism in Eukaryota, Metazoa, Chordata, Lepidosauria, Squamata, Lacertidae.